Molecule: messenger RNA, 666 nt
Organism: Emericellopsis cladophorae
Lineage: Eukaryota; Fungi; Ascomycota; Sordariomycetes; Hypocreales; Bionectriaceae
Exons: 2
Coding region: 1-666 (221 amino acids)
Source: RefSeq, a predicted model, not a curated record
AUGUCUGCUUCUAUCCACAUCGGCGUCUUCAUCCCCAAUGAGGCCCAGUUCCUCGACGCGGCCACUGUCGAUGUCCUGGGAACCAUGUCGAAGGAGUAUCUGGAACCGCACCCCUUCCCCCAACAGAUCAUCGACAUGGCGCCCAAGACGACCAUCUCGUACAUCACGUCGCCGCGAAACGGCAAGGACAUCCCGAUGACUUCAGGCAGCACGCUCAAGGCCACGCAUCACUAUGGUGACGCCGACGUUGCGCCUGGCAAGUUGAACGUCAUUGUGGUUCCGGGCCCGCAGCCACAUGGAAGAUUCGAGAAGGAGGGCUUGCAGUGGCUCCAUGACCACAGUCAGGUCGAGGGCGUGGACAUUUUGAGCGUGUGCACCGGUGUCCUUAUCUGCGGUGAGGCGGGCAUCUUGGACGGCAAGACGGUCAGUGGGCCCAAGAUGAUGCAGGAGGAGUUGCAGAAGAAGUAUCCUACUGCCAAGUUCACCGGCGCAAAUCAGAGAUGGGCUAGAGAUGGCAAUCUGUGGUCCAGUGGUGGUGUGACCAACGGCAACGAUCUGAUGGCAGCGUUUGCGAGGGAAUCGGGCAGAUGGCCUCGACCAGUUGCCGAGUUUGGUCUAGUGAUAACAGACGUCGGCGACAGGAAGCAGUUCUACAACGAGUCGUAA